CUUCUUUCACAUGCGGAGUGGUCCAGCGCGAGGAGAAAUCGUACUGCGGCAAGCUGUUACAGCUGUUACCGGGCCGCGGAGGGAUACAGGCGCCCGGAAGGGAGGGUAGUGCGGCUCGCGAGUUAGUUACGCCGGUCUUUUCGGGCUGAUGCUCUGCAUGAGAGCGAGACGUUUCUUUUUAAAACAAGGCACUCGAACCACGGCCAGGCUGGUCGUAGACGUUUUCGCCGAGCUUUAAUUUGCGAGAGCCGUUUGAGGAACGGCAACUUCUCGGUGACGCACUCACCUUAAGCCUCCGUUGCAUUCCCCGUUGUCUUGCCUCAAGACUGGUCGUAGCACCAUUUUCUCUUUACUCCCCCCUUUUUCCCCUUCCCAUCCGCCGCAAGACGUUUUAAGGGCGCUCCAGCGGAGUAGGCACGAACCAGCGAGGAGGACAAGAAUUGUGACUGCGCCAACAUGGGGUAUGGCCGGUCAGACAGUUACCGCGUUGCCACCACACAGGACAAAGAUGACCGAUCCCCCAAGAAGAAGAAGGGGGCGACGGCAACCAAGGACAUGGACGACCUGAAGAAGGAAGUGCCCAUUACGGAACACAAGAUGUCCGUAGAAGAGGUGUGCAGGAAAUUCCAGACAGACAUUGUCCAGGGAUUGACCAAUGCCAAGGCGGCAGAGUUUCUGCUCAGGGAUGGCCCCAAUGCCCUGACCCCGCCUCCCACCACACCGGAGUGGGUCAAGUUCUGUCGCCAGCUCUUCGGCGGCUUCUCCAUCUUGUUGUGGAUCGGCGCCAUCCUCUGCUUCCUGGCCUACGCCAUCCAGGCUGCCACAGAGGACGACCCCGCCGGAGACAACUUGUACCUUGGUAUCGUGCUCACGGCCGUCGUUGUCAUCACCGGUUGCUUCUCCUAUUUCCAAGAGGCCAAGAGCUCCAAAAUCAUGGAGUCUUUCAAGAACAUGGUGCCCCAGCAAGCGCUGGUGAUCCGAGAGGGCGAGAAGGUGCAGAUCAACGCGGAAGAAGUGGUGGGCGGAGAUCUGAUUGAAGUCAAGGGGGGUGACAGGAUCCCCGCCGACAUCCGGGUGGUUUCGGCGCACGGCUGCAAGGUGGAUAACUCCUCCCUGACGGGCGAGUCGGAGCCUCAGAGCAGGUCGCCCGACUGCACCCACGACAACCCCUUGGAAACACGAAAUGUGGCUUUCUUCUCAACCAACUGUGUGGAAGGCACGGCCCGCGGCAUCGUAAUCUGCACCGGAGACCGCACGGUCAUGGGUCGCAUCGCCACGCUGACGUCCGGCCUGGAGACGGGCAAGACCCCCAUCGCCAAGGAGAUUGAGCACUUCAUCCACAUUAUCACGGGCGUGGCCGUCUUCCUGGGCAUCACCUUCUUCAUCCUGGCCCUCAUCCUGGGCUACAGCUGGCUGGAGGCCGUUAUCUUCCUCAUCGGCAUCAUUGUGGCCAACGUGCCCGAAGGCCUGCUGGCCACCGUCACCGUGUGUCUGACCCUGACCGCCAAGCGCAUGGCCAAGAAGAACUGCCUGGUGAAGAACUUGGAAGCUGUGGAGACGCUGGGCUCCACGUCCACCAUCUGCUCUGACAAGACCGGCACUCUGACCCAGAACAGGAUGACCGUGGCCCACAUGUGGUUUGACAACCAGAUCCACGAGGCCGACACCACCGAAGACCAGUCCGGUGCCUCGUUCGACAAGAGCUCGGUGACGUGGCAGUCACUGGCCCGUAUCGCCUCCCUGUGCAACCGCGCCCAGUUCAAGGCGGGUCAGGACUCUGUGGCCAUCCUCAAGCGCGACGUGGCGGGUGACGCCUCCGAGUCGGCCCUGCUCAAGUGCAUUGAGCUGUCCUGCGGCUCGGUCCGGAUGAUGCGCGAGAAGAACAAGAAGGUGGCCGAGAUCCCCUUCAACUCCACCAACAAGUACCAACUCUCCGUACAUGAGACAGAGGACCCCAACGACAACCGCUACUUGCUGGUGAUGAAGGGAGCCCCCGAGAGGAUCCUGGAUCGCUGCUCCACCAUUUUGCUGCAGGGUAAAGAGCAGCCCAUGGACGAGGAGUUGAAGGAGGCCUUCCAGAACGCCUACAUGGAGCUGGGAGGGCUGGGAGAGCGAGUGUUGGGCUUUUGCCACCUCAUGCUGCCAGAGGACCAGUACCCGAAGGGCUUCGCCUUCGACACGGAUGACGUCAACUUCCAGACGGACAACCUUUGCUUUGUGGGCCUCAUAUCCAUGAUUGACCCUCCCCGCGCCGCUGUGCCCGACGCCGUGGGCAAGUGUCGAUCUGCCGGUAUCAAGGUCAUUAUGGUCACCGGGGAUCAUCCGAUCACAGCCAAGGCCAUUGCCAAGGGAGUGGGCAUCAUCUCCGAGGGCAAUGAGACGGUGGAGGACAUCGCCGCUCGGCUCAACAUUCCCGUCAGCCAAGUCAACCCCAGGGAUGCCAAGGCUUGCGUUAUCCAUGGAACUGACCUGAAGGAGCUCUCCCAGGAUCAAAUGGACGACAUCUUAAGGAACCACACUGAAAUUGUCUUUGCCAGAACCUCCCCUCAGCAAAAACUCAUCAUUGUGGAAGGCUGCCAGAGACAGGGUGCUAUCGUGGCAGUAACGGGCGACGGCGUGAAUGACUCCCCUGCCCUGAAAAAGGCAGACAUUGGCGUCGCCAUGGGAAUCUCCGGCUCCGACGUGUCCAAACAAGCUGCUGACAUGAUCUUGCUGGACGACAACUUUGCCUCCAUCGUCACUGGAGUAGAAGAAGGCCGUCUGAUCUUUGAUAACCUGAAGAAGUCCAUCGCCUACACGCUGACUAGCAACAUUCCAGAGAUCACGCCCUUCCUCUUCUUCAUCAUUGUCAACAUUCCUCUGCCGCUGGGCACCAUCACCAUCCUCUGCAUUGACCUGGGUACCGACAUGGUACCAGCUAUCUCGCUGGCCUACGAAGCGGCGGAGAGCGACAUCAUGAAGCGCCAGCCCAGGAACCCCUUCAGGGACAAGCUGGUGAACGAGCGCCUCAUCAGCAUUGCCUACGGACAGAUCGGUAUGAUCCAGGCCCUGGGCGGCUUCUUCGCCUACUUUGUCAUCCUGGCCGAGAACGGCUUCCUGCCCAGUCGCCUGGUGGGAAUCCGCCUGGACUGGGACGACCGCGCCUGCAACGACUUAGAGGACAGCUACGGGCAACAAUGGACAUAUGAGCAGAGGAAGAUCGUGGAGUUCACGUGCCACACGGCUUUCUUCGUCAGCAUUGUGGUGGUGCAGUGGGCCGACGUCAUCAUCUGCAAGACCAGACGCAACUCCGUCUUCCAGCAGGGCAUGAAGAACAAGAUCUUAAUCUUCGGCCUGUUUGAGGAGACGGCCCUGGCUGCCUUCCUGUCCUACUGCCCGGGGAUGGAUGUGGCCCUCAGGAUGUACCCCCUCAAGCCUUCCUGGUGGUUCUGCGCCUUCCCUUACAGUUUCCUCAUCUUUGUUUAUGAUGAAAUUCGAAAGCUCCUCAUCCGCCGGAACCCUGGAGGUUGGGUGGAGAAGGAGACAUAUUAUUGAUCGUCGGAGCAUCUUGUUGCUCAUCACCCCCCUCCAAACCUUCCCCCUUCCUCCCUCAUCUUCUCCCACUUACUUCACCCUCUCCAACUGCCCUGCCCCUCCCCUGUCCAAGACAAAGAAAACAACAACGCUUUAAAGCAAUUGUCAUCCCAACUGCCCCAAAGAUUCAAAACGGCAAACGCACCUUUACAACUUUCGACAUACACUGACUCCAGCCCUCCCUCACUUGCCCCUCCCCCUGUCACCGCCCCCUCCCUUAUGGUAGUCUUUGCAUGUGUUCUUUCACUGCUGUGUACAUAAACCAGUAUAAUAAUAAUAAUAAUAUCUACCAAACGGCAGCUGCAUAUUGUCUUAUGUAGAUUCCAAGGAGCCGACUCAGCUGAAAAAGGGCCACCCUGCUAAUCCCCCCCCACACACACACAGACACACACAAAUAGCCACCACACUUACCGACUCCCACUUGCGCCACAGUGUUGUAGUUGUGUUUAUUAUUUGAAAUAUGUCAAGUAGGGGGACUGAUUUACAGAUUAUUUUUUUUUUUUUUUAAAUCUAUUAUCAUGAUGGAGUGGUGGGGGAGGACACCGAGGCACCCCACACCGCACCUCUGGUCUCCCUCCUCUCCCUGUUUGUCUCUCGUUUGUGUACACUGUGUGACAGCAUUGUUCUUGUUCUCACUAUGAAACCGCCACCCUCCCGUACAUCAACAAUCUUUCUGUGUGCUCUAGGAAAUCUAUAUAAUUCUAUACUGAAUUUAAAAUGGCACCCAUACAAUAAAAGAUGAGAAAUGUUGAAGAAAAAAAACCUAAUUAGUAAACAGCCCUUUUUCUGGUACUUUUGGCCUGUUCUGUUUCAAAAUGGACGCCACUGGUGUAGGUGUGUGCUGCGAUGAUGAUUAUGUAGGAUGAGGAUGAUUGUCCUGGUCCGCAUGUGUGCGCGUGUGUGUGUCUCAGGCUGGCUGCUUUAAGGUUGACGUCCGACAUCAAUUGAAAAGAUCCAAACAAAGUAAGAAAGAACAUGUGUGACAAAGAAAUGAAAGCAACACCAAUAAAACAGCUAGAAACAUUUAAUACAA
Messenger RNA from Syngnathus acus (greater pipefish), 4606 nucleotides. RefSeq names its product ATPase Na+/K+ transporting subunit alpha 3b (gene atp1a3b). The coding region runs from base 457 to 3534 and encodes 1025 amino acids. Gene Ontology annotation, cellular component: membrane. The transcript is spliced from 22 exons. NCBI's taxonomy places the organism in Eukaryota, Metazoa, Chordata, Actinopteri, Syngnathiformes, Syngnathidae. Gene Ontology annotation, molecular function: ATP hydrolysis activity; ATP binding; P-type sodium:potassium-exchanging transporter activity. The record is from RefSeq and is a predicted model, not a curated record. Gene Ontology annotation, biological process: sodium ion export across plasma membrane; potassium ion import across plasma membrane; intracellular potassium ion homeostasis.